AUGUUAUUGUCUAUUGAUAAUUCAACUAAUUUAAUAACUCCAAUAGCUAUCGAAAUAUGUAAAUAUCAUCCUUAUUAUUUACUUGGUGAAACUAUUUGGCGUUUUGGUGCAUUAUUAUGUGUUUUAUUGGGUAUGCCUGGUCAUAUAAUUGUUGUUACUAUAAUGCUUAAUGCAAGAAAUCGAAAACAACCUAAACAACUCAAAACUUAUCUAAAAAAGAAAAAGAAAAAACAACAACAACAAGAUCAAUGUGAUUCGGAUAAAAUUUCGAACAUUAUUAUCCAUCAUCAACAACCACAACAGAUUGAGCCAAUAUCAAAUCAAGAUUCAAUUAUGAAUGAUUUUCAGUUGUUACCUGAUCUUUCUAAACGUAAAUAUAUCUAUAAAGAUGUUGUUUCAUCAACUAAUAACAAUCAGAUAAAUUGGCAAAUGUUUCAAUGUACACAACAAGCAUCAUCAAUAUCUUACUAUGAUCAAUCUGUAACGAAUGGUGAUCGUAUCUAUCAUCCAUUUCAUUCAAUAUCAAUACCUGAUAUACGAGUUGGUUUAUCACGACAUCAUAGUAUUAAACAACUACAUAAAAUAAUAGUAGAUUAG
Molecule: messenger RNA, 597 nt
Organism: Adineta steineri
Lineage: Eukaryota; Metazoa; Rotifera; Eurotatoria; Adinetida; Adinetidae
Source: the annotation of a GenBank genome assembly